AUUCUGAGCUAUGUAGAUACAAAGUAACAAGUGCAUGUAUAUCCGUCUGAUUUAAUCUGUCCUGAAGACAAGGUAUGGUUGGGUUUUUUUUUAAUCAUACCUAUGACACAGACUUCGACGUUUGUUUGAACAGACAAUUACGGAUAAGAAAUACUUCACCUACAUACGUAUAGUUGCGUGUAGUCGUGAACGUCACGAACAGAUCUUAACAUGGAACGUCGUGACUUAUAACCUAACCAUGUCUUGUAGCAUAUUUACAAACUAUUGGACUUGUGGAUUAUUGAAUGGUUGACAUGGAUAUACAGAAAGUUCGAAACACAUUGGACUUGUACGAUAUGGAAUUAAAGAAGUUGAAAGUAAAGGGAAUGUGAAACAUGUGACAAUUUGAUUGGACGUAGGAAGAACGGAUAACACUUUCUUUACUGAUUAUAACAACAAAACAAGACUUUAUUUCUCUGAUUACCAACACAACAUACAAUCACCAUGUCGAAGAGAAUGAUGGGAACGAAGAUCACGGAUUUUAAUAAAUCUAGUUUUGAUUCAAAAUCCGGAUUGUACAAGGUAAAGCCAUACAAAAGUACAACGACUGGAGGUUACAAACCCAAGGCGUAUGUGCCUAAAAACACUGAAUAUAAGAUGAAGGAAUACAAACCCACGACGACCGGAUACAAGGGCACCAAACCCUACCAGUCACACAAUUACAACCACGUGUACGAGUAUAACCCAGAUUAUAACCCCAACCUAGAGCGGCCAAAGAGGGUUCCCAAGAGUGUUCCAAAGGUUGUUGUGACCCCGAGUCCGGCACCGUCACCCGAUAAAAGACCCGGAACUUCUGAAUCCAUGAAGAUGUGGCCAGCACGAUUCAACGCUCUAGAGAGUGUAAAACGCCAGAUAAACAUGACAUUUAAAGGUGGCUCACGUGUAGCUCCGAUACUGGAACCUAUACCGGUGUUCGAGAAAACCGAGGGCUUUACGUAAGACUUGGAAUCAGACACCUCCACUCAUAGUCAUCUCUUGAUAAUUGACUGAUUUGUGUAAUCAAGUUUACUGGUAAACAAUAAGGUGCUAACGUUGAAAUCGCUGCUCGGGUAUAGCUUAUACAAUGAUUUUAUGACAUCGUUUUUUCAAGGAGUAGUGAUCUGUUCUUGUUGCAACUCCAUCUUAUUAUAUCCAAAGGCAUUCAAAUGAACAAGUUGAUUUAUUGUGCUAAUUUAUUAUGGAAGGUGACUUUAACGGAACAAAGAAAUAGUAUGUAAGGAUUUUAAGCAGGCAACAUGAAGGCUCCAAGUUGGAAACCGUUCAAACGCCAUUUUCCCCGAAUACUAUUGAAAACAUAUAAUGUUUAUAAGAAUGCACUGCGCACUCUGUCACCAUCAACAGCCGAAUUAUCAGUCGUGCUAUUCAUUUGGUUACGUUUGUGUAUUACAACCUACAGGGACCUGAGAAUAUGAUCAUUAGGGGUGGCAUUUUUACCGAAAAUCGAUCUAAACCCCCCAAACGUGCAACAUUACUGUAAACACCUUAGUUUAGGUUCAAAUAUAGCUGUAACAAAUUCUCAGGUCCCUGUGUUACAACCUACUUCUAUCCAACAUUAAGAGUGUCUAUAUAUGUUCCAUCUUUUACUGAGGACGUCGAGACGUCAAAGAACCAAACACACACAAACCUUAUACGAACACUGCACUGAUGAUUGACGGUUGGACCUCCGGAACCUUCGGAUUUUACCGUAAAGAAGCAUGUUUUCAAUUUAUUAUAUGCUGGAGUGUUAAGAUCACCCUGCAAGACCAGUUGCACUGCAUACAAAACAUGAAUGCUUGUGUAUUAAACAAAACAUGAAUGCUUGUGUAUUAAACAAGACAUGACGAUGCUUGUGUAUUAAACAAGACAUGACGAUGCUUGUGUAUUAAACAAAACAUGAAUGCUUGUGUAUAAAACAAAACAUGAAUGCUUAUGUAUUAAACAAGACAUGACGAUGCUUGUGUAUUAAACAAAACAUGAAUGCUUGUGUAUUAAACAAAACAUGAAUGCUUAUGUAUUAAACAAGACAUGACGAUGCUUGUGUAUUAAACAAGACAUGACGAUGCUCGUGCUAAUUUAAAAGAAACUCAUACAUAUGUACUUUUCUACGCGAUAGUUGUUUUACCAUCUUAUAUUUAUUGCCCUGCGUUACUUACACUGUCCUACCAUACACAUCAUGCAAUACUUACUAGUUCUGUCAUAUGUUAUAAAAUCCCUCACAAUGCUUCUUCUUAGCUCACUUACAAACCUCAAAUGUUUCAGGGGUAAUUUGUGAAUUCUAUGUUUUUUGUAGAAUUUCUGUGAAAUGCUUCAGUUUUCUUAACAGGACUCAAUGGCCAGUUUGAAAACUUUAAAAUAACAUCAGGUUGAUUUGUAAAGUAAAAAGAUAUUGUAGCGCCAGUGUUAAGUUUUUUUGGCAAGACAAAAACAAUCAGAAAAACAUUAUCAUUUUACUGUAGUAUAAACUUGGUAAUUGUUCAGCAAACUUUAACGCUUUCAGCCUUUAUAUCAGCCUUGGUUUAAAAAAAAAAAUGGUAAUCAGUGUGUCUGUUACUCAUUGCAGGUGUUGAGAGUGGUAAAGCAUAUGUGCGCUAUGGCAGAAACAUAAAAAAA
Messenger RNA from Mizuhopecten yessoensis (Yesso scallop), 2628 nucleotides. RefSeq lists its product as uncharacterized. The transcript is spliced from 3 exons. The coding region runs from base 484 to 978 and encodes 164 amino acids. Lineage: Eukaryota; Metazoa; Mollusca; Bivalvia; Pectinida; Pectinidae. The record is from RefSeq and is a predicted model, not a curated record.